UACGUCAUUUCCUGUUUAAAAAUGGCUGCGCCCUGAGAAAUGUCACAUUAUUCUCUCUUCUGCUGAAAAUACAGGCUCAAUACACCGUCGCUGUGCUGAGAAUCAAUAACAGCGGACAUCAGUGACAUUUUAAGUUACUUCGGUGCACUUUCUCUGAGGACACAUCAGCGGACAGCAUGGUGCAUUUAUCAUCACUCCUCUUGAAGACGUACCAUGGGGGUUUUGUUGUCAUCCGACUGGCACUCGCGGGCCACAAACAAGCUAACAGACCCUUUUAUCGCAUUGUGGCAGCUUACAAUAAAAGAGCAAGAGAUAGUAAAUACAUAGAGCAGCUGGGUACCUACGACCCGCUUCCUAAUGCCUACAAUGAGAAACUUGUCAGUUUCAACUUUGACCGGAUCAAGUACUGGAUCGGUUGUGGUGCACACACUACAAAACCAGUGGCCAAACUUCUAGGGUUGGCAGGAUUUUUCCCUCUGCAUCCCAUGAUGAUAACCGAAGCAGAGCGUCGACGAGCCCAGAUGGAGCAGGCAGAAACCGGGGCAGAUGAUUCCCAGGAAGGGGAGAAGCAGCCUGAAGAGAGUUAAAAGCUGAGGACUGUGACACUUCCUUGAACUGGACAGUUAAAUAGUUACUUGGAGAAUGAUCUGAUUGAUCCAUGUCUAUUUACUUUGUGGGUAGACUUCUCAUACCAUCUUAAGUUUUAGUUUUUUGAAGAAUGCCUAUUAGCAUUCUGAUGCUUAUACACAGCACCAUGUUAUUGCAUUUGUUUGGGUUUAAAUUGUAAGUUGUUUAAUACCUUCUAAGAUCUUUAUGGAAGACCAGCACCAACAGUACUUUUUUUAUUUUUAUUAAAUGAAAUAAACUAUGUUUUGUUUCCUUUGAAACUGGCUCAUGACCUAUAAAAUAACCCCACCUUC
Messenger RNA from Melanotaenia boesemani (Boeseman's rainbowfish), 920 nucleotides. RefSeq names its product mitochondrial ribosomal protein S16 (gene mrps16). The coding region runs from base 177 to 587 and encodes 136 amino acids. NCBI's taxonomy places the organism in Eukaryota, Metazoa, Chordata, Actinopteri, Atheriniformes, Melanotaeniidae. Gene Ontology annotation, cellular component: ribosome; mitochondrial small ribosomal subunit. The record is from RefSeq and is a predicted model, not a curated record. The transcript is spliced from 4 exons. Gene Ontology annotation, biological process: mitochondrial translation. Gene Ontology annotation, molecular function: structural constituent of ribosome.